Closterium sp. Yama58-4 is the source of this 17916-nucleotide messenger RNA. Lineage: Eukaryota; Viridiplantae; Streptophyta; Zygnematophyceae; Desmidiales; Closteriaceae. The record is from the annotation of a GenBank genome assembly.
AUGUCUUCUCCUUGUCUUCUCCCCCUCACAAUCCCCCAGAGCAGCGGCGCCUCCUCCUCACAACCCCUCAGAGCAGCGGCGCCUCUCCCUCACAGCCCCCCAGAACAGCGGCGCCUCUCCCUCACAGCCCCCCAGAGCAGCGGCGCCUCUCCCUCACAGCCCCCCAGAGCAGCGGCGCCUCUCCCUCACAGCCCCCCAGAGCAGCGGCGCCUCUCCCUCACAGCCCCCCAGAGCAGUGGCGCCUCUCCCUCACAGUCCCCCAGAGCAGGGGCGCCUCUCCCUCACACCCCCCCAGAGCAUCGGCGCCUCUCCCUCACAGCCCCCCAGAGCAGCGGCGCCUCUCCCUCACAGCUCCCCAGAGCAGCGGCGCCUCUCCCUCACAGCCCCCCAGAACAGCGGCGCCUCUCCCUCACAGCCCCCCAGAGCAGCGGCGCCUCUCCCUCACAGCCCCCCAGAGCAGCGGCGCCUCUCCCUCACAGCUCCCCAGAGCAGCGGCGCCUCUCCCUCACAGCCCCCCAGAGCAGCGGCGCCUCUCCCUCACAGGCCCCUAGAGCAGCGGCGCCUCUCCCUCACAGCCCCCCAGAGCAGGGACGCCUCUCCCUCACGGCCCCCCAGAGCAGGGGCGCCUCUCCCUCACAACCCCCCAGAGCAGCGGCGCCUCUCCCUCACAGUCCCCCAGAGCAGCGGCGCCUCUCCCUCACAGCCCCCCAGAGCAGUGGCGCCUCUCCCUCACAGCUCCCCAGAGCAGCGGCGCCUUUCCCUUACAGCCCCCCAGAGCAGCGGCGCCUCUCCCUCACAGCCCCCCAGAACAGCGGCGCCUCUCCCUCACAGCCCCCCAGAGCAGCGGCGCCUCUCCCUCACAGCUCCCCAGAGCAGGGGCGCCUCUCCCUCACACCCUUCCAGAGCAGCGGCGCCUCUCCCUCACAGCCCCCCAGAGCAGCGGCGCCUCUCCCUCACAGUCCCCCAGAGCAGCGGCGCCUCUCCCUCACAGCCCCCCAGAGCAGCGGCGCCUCUCCCUCACAGCUCCCCAGAGCAGCGGCGCCUCUCCCUCACAGCCCCCCAGAACAGCGGCGCCUCUCCCUCACACCCCCCCAGAGCAGCGGCGCCUCUCCCUCACAGCCCCCCAGAGCAGCGGCGCCUCUCCCUCACAGCUCCCCAGAGCAGCGGCGCCUCUCCCUCACAGCCCCCCAGAGCAGCGGCGCCUCUCCCUCACAGGCCCCUAGAGCAGCGGCGCCUCUCCCUCACAGCUCCCAGAGCAUCGGCGCCUCUCCCUCACAGCCCCCCAGAGCAGCGGCGCCUCUCCCUCAAAGCCCCCCAGAGCAGUGGCGCCUCUCCCUCACAGCCCCCCAGAGCAGGGACGCCUCUCCCUCACAGCCCCCCAGAGCAGGGGCGCCUCUCCCUCACACCCCCCCAGAGCAGCGGCGCCUCUCCCUCACAGUCCCCCAGAGCAGCGGCGCCUCUCCCUCACAGCCCCCCAGAGCAGCGGCGCCUCUCCCUCACAGCCGCGCACAGCAGCGGCGCCUCUCCCUCACAGCCCACGAGAGCAGCGGCGCCUCUCCCUCACAGCCGCGCACAGCAGGGGCGCCUCUCCCUCACAGUCCCCCAGAGCAGGGGCGCCUCUCCCUCACACCCCCCCAGAGCAUCGGCGCCUCUCCCUCACAGCCCCCCAGAGCAGCGGCGCCUCUCUCAAAAGCCCCCAGAGCAGUGGCGCCUCUCCCUCACAGCCCCCCAGAGCGGGGACGCCUCUCCCUCACAUCUCCCCAGAGCAGGGGCGCCUCUCCCUCACACCCCCCCAGAGCAGCGGCGCCUCUCCCUCACAGUCCCCCAGAGCAGCGGCGCCUCUCCCUCACAGCCCCCCAGAGCAGCGGCGCCUCUCCCUCACAGCUCCCCAGAGCAGGGGCGCCUCUCCCUCACACCCUUCCAGAGCAGCGGCGCCUCUCCCUCACAGCCCCCCAGAGCAGCGGCGCCUCUCCCUCACAGCUCCCAGAGUAUCGGCGCCUCUCCCUCACAGCCCCCCAGAGCAGCGGCGCCUCUCCCUCACAGCUCCCCAGAGCAGGGGCGCCUCUCCCUCACACCCUUCCAGAGCAGCGGCGCCUCUCCCUCACACCCUUCCAGAGCAGCGGCGCCUCUCCCUCACAGCCCCCCAGAGCAGCGGCGCCUCUCCCUCACAGCCCCCCCGAACAGCGGCGCCUCUCCCUCACAUCCCCCCAGAGCAGCGGCGCCUCUCCCUCACAGCCCCCCAGAGCAGCGGUGCCUCUCCCUCACAGCUCCCCAGAGCAGCGGCGCCUCUCCCUCACAGCCCCCCAGAGCAGCGGCGCCUCUCCCUCACAGGCCGCUAGAGCAGCGGCGCCUCUCCCUCACAGCUCCCAGAGCAUCGGCGCCUCUCCCUCACAGCCCCCCAGAGCAGCGGCGCCUCUCCCUCACAGCUCCCCAGAGCAGCGGCGCCUCUCCCUCACAGUCCCCCAGAGCAGCGGCGCCUCUCCCUCACAGCCCCCCAGAGCAGCGGCGCCUCUCCCUCACAGCUCCCCAGAGCAGCGGCGCCUCUCCCUCACAGCCCCCCAGAACAGCGGCGCCUCUCCCUCACACCCCCCCAGAGCAGCGGCGCCUCUCCCUCACAGCCCCCCAGAGCAGCGGUGCCUCUCCCUCACAGCUCCCCAGAGCAGCGGCGCCUCUCCCUCACAGCCCCCCAGAGCAGCGGCGCCUCUCCCUCACAGGCCCCUAGAGCAGCGGCGCCUCUCCCUCACAGCUCCCAGAGCAUCGGCGCCUCUCCCUCACAGCCCCCCAGAGCAGCGGCGCCUCUCCCUCAAAGCCCCCCAGAGCAAGCAGCGGCGCCUCUCCCUCACAGUCCCCCAGAGCAGCGGCGCCUCUCCCUCACAGCCCCCCAGAGCAGCGGCGCCUCUCCCUCACAGCUCCCAGAGCAUCGGCGCCUCUCCCUCACAGCCCCCCAGAGCAGCGGCGCCUCUCCCUCAAAGCCCCCCAGAGCAGUGGCGCCUCUCCCUCACAGCCCCCCAGAGCAGGGACGCCUCUCCCUCACAGCCCCCCAGAGCAUGGGCGCCUCUCCCUCACACCCCCCCAGAGCAGCGGCGCCUCUCCCUCACAGUCCCCCAGAGCAGCGGCGCCUCUCCCUCACAGCCCCCCAGAGCAGCGGCGCCUCUCCCUCACAGCCGCGCACAGCAGCGGCGCCUCUCCCUCACAGCCCACGAGAGCAGCGGCGCCUCUCCCUCACAGCCGCGCACAGCAGGGGCGCCUCUCCCUCACAGUCCCCCAGAGCAGGGGCGCCUCUCCCUCACACCCCCCCAGAGCAUCGGCGCCUCUCCCUCACAGCCCCCCAGAGCAGCGGCGCCUCUCUCAAAAGCCCCCAGAGCAGUGGCGCCUCUCCCUCACAGCCCCCCAGAGCGGGGACGCCUCUCCCUCACAUCUCCCCAGAGCAGGGGCGCCUCUCCCUCACACCCCCCCAGAGCAGCGGCGCCUCUCCCUCACAGUCCCCCAGAGCAGCGGCGCCUCUCCCUCACAGCCCCCCAGAGCAGCGGCGCCUCUCCCUCACAGCUCCCCAGAGCAGGGGCGCCUCUCCCUCACACCCUUCCAGAGCAGCGGCGCCUCUCCCUCACAGCCCCCCAGAGCAGCGGCGCCUCUCCCUCACAGCUCCCAGAGUAUCGGCGCCUCUCCCUCACAGCCCCCCAGAGCAGCGGCGCCUCUCCCUCACAGCUCCCCAGAGCAGGGGCGCCUCUCCCUCACACCCUUCCAGAGCAGCGGCGCCUCUCCCUCACACCCUUCCAGAGCAGCGGCGCCUCUCCCUCACAGCCCCCCAGAGCAGCGGCGCCUCUCCCUCACAGCCCCCCCGAACAGCGGCGCCUCUCCCUCACAUCCCCCCAGAGCAGCGGCGCCUCUCCCUCACAGCCCCCCAGAGCAGCGGUGCCUCUCCCUCACAGCUCCCCAGAGCAGCGGCGCCUCUCCCUCACAGCCCCCCAGAGCAGCGGCGCCUCUCCCUCACAGGCCGCUAGAGCAGCGGCGCCUCUCCCUCACAGCUCCCAGAGCAUCGGCGCCUCUCCCUCACAGCCCCCCAGAGCAGCGGCGCCUCUCCCUCACAGCUCCCCAGAGCAGCGGCGCCUCUCCCUCACAGUCCCCCAGAGCAGCGGCGCCUCUCCCUCACAGCCCCCCGGAGCAGCGGCGCCUCUCCCUCACAGCUCCCCAGAGCAGCGGCGCCUCUCCCUCACAGCCCCCCAGAACAGCGGCGCCUCUCCCUCACACCCCCCCAGAGCAGCGGCGCCUCUCCCUCACAGCCCCCCAGAGCAGCGGUGCCUCUCCCUCACAGCUCCCCAGAGCAGCGGCGCCUCUCCCUCACAGCCCCCCAGAGCAGCGGCGCCUCUCCCUCACAGGCCCCUAGAGCAGCGGCGCCUCUCCCUCACAGCUCCCAGAGCAUCGGCGCCUCUCCCUCACAGCCCCCCAGAGCAGCGGCGCCUCUCCCUCAAAGCCCCCCAGAGCAGUGGCGCCUCUCCCUCACAGCCCCCCAGAGCAGGGACGCCUCUCCCUCACAGCCCCCCAGAGCAGGGGCGCCUCUCCCUCACACCCCCCCAGAGCAGCGGCGCCUCUCCCUCACAGUCCCCCAGAGCAGCGGCGCCUCUCCCUCACAGCCCCCCAGAGCAGCGGCGCCUCUCCCUCACAGCCGCGCACAGCAGGGGCGCCUCUCCCUCACAGCCCACGAGAGCAGCGGCGCCUCUCCCUCACAGCCGCGCACAGCAGGGGCGCCUCUCCCUCACAGCCCCCCAGAGCAGUGGCGCCUCUCCCUCACAGUCCCCCAGAGCAGGGGCGCCUCUCCCUCACACCCCCCCAGAGCAUCGGCGCCUCUCCCUCACAGCCCCCCAGAGCAGCGGCGCCUCUCUCAAAAGCCCCCAGAGCAGUGGCGCCUCUCCCUCACAGCCCCCCAGAGCAGGGACGCCUCUCCCUCACAGCUCCCCAGAGCAGGGGCGCCUCUCCCUCACACCCCCCCAGAGCAGCGGCGCCUCUCCCUCACAGUCCCCCAGAGCAGCGGCGCCUCUCCCUCACAGCCCCCCAGAGCAGCGGCGCCUCUCCCUCACAGCUCCCCAGAGCAGCGGCGCCUUUCCCUCACAGCCCCCCAGAGCAGCGGCGCCUCUCCCUCACAGCCCCCCAGAACAGCUUCGCCUCUCCCUCACAGCUCCCCAGAGCAGGGGCGCCUCUCCCUCACACCCUUCCAGAGCAGCGGCGCCUCUCCCUCACAGCCCCCCAGAGCAGCGGCGCCUCUCCCUCACAGUCCCCCAGAGCAGCGGCGCCUCUCCCUCACAGCCCCCCAGAGCAGCGGCGCCUCUCCCUCACAGCUCCCCAGAGCAGCGGCGCCUCUCCCUCACAGCCCCCCAAAACAGCGGCGCCUCUCCCUCACACCCCCCCAGAGCAGCGGCGCCUCUCCCUCACAGCCCCCCAGAGCAGCGGCGCCUCUCCCUCACAGUCCCCCAGAGCAGCGGCGCCUCUCCCUCACAGCCCCCCAGAGCAGCGGCGCCUCUCCCUCACAGCCCCCCAGAGCAGGGACGCCUCUCCCUCACAGCCCCCCAGAGCAGGGGCGCCUCUCCCUCACACCCCCCCAGAGCAGCGGCGCCUCUCCCUCACAGUCCCCCAGAGCAUCGGCGCCUCUCCCUCACAGCCCCCCAGAGCAGCGGCGCCUCUCCCUCAAAGCCCCCCAGAGCAGUGGCGCCUCUCCCUCACAGCCCCCCAGAGCAGGGACGCCUCUCCCUCACAGCCCCCCAGAGCAGGGGCGCCUCUCCCUCACACCCCCCCAGAGCAGCGGCGCCUCUCCCUCACAGUCCCCCAGAGCAGCGGCGCCUCUCCCUCACAGCCCCCCAGAGCAGCGGCGCCUCUCCCUCACAGCCGCGCACAGCAGGGGCGCCUCUCCCUCACAGCCCCGAGAGCAGUGGCGCCUCUCCCUCACAGCCGCGCACAGCAGGGGCGCCUCUCCCUCACAGCCCCCCAGAGCACCCCCCAGAGCAGCGGCGCCUCUCUCAAAAGCCCCCAGAGCAGUGGCGCCUCUCCCUCACAGCCCCCCAGAGCAGGGACGCCUCUCCCUCACAGCUCCCCAGAGCAGGGGCGCCUCUCCCUCACACCCCCCCAGAGCAGCGGCGCCUCUCCCUCACAGUCCCCCAGAGCAGCGGCGCCUCUCCCUCACAGCCUCCCAGAGCAGCGGCGCCUCUCCCUCACAGCCCCCCAGAGCAGCGGCGCCUCUCCCUCACAGCUCCCCAGAGCAGCGGCGCCUCUCCCUCACAGCCCCCCAGAGCAGCGGCGCCUCUCCCUCACAGCCCUCCAGAACAGCGGCGCCUCUCCCUCACAGCCCCCAAGAGCAGCGGCGCCUCUCCCUCACAGCUCCGCAGAGCAGGGGCGCCUCUCCCUCAUACCCCCCCAGAGCAGUGGCGCCUCUCCUUCACAGGCCCCCAGAGCAGCGGCGCCUCUCCUUCACAGCUCCCAGAGUAUCGGCGGCUCUCCCUCACAGCCCCCCAGAGCAGCGGCGCCUCUCCCUCAAAGCCCCCCAGAGCAGUGGUGCCUCUCCCUCUCAGCCCCCCAGAGCAGGGACGCCUCUCCCUCACAGCCCCCCAGAGCAGGGGCGCCUCUCCCUCACACCCCCCCAGAGCAGCGGCGCCUCUCCCUCACAGCCCCCAGAGCAGCGGCGCCUCUCCCUCACAGCCCCCUAGAGCAGUGGCGCCUCUCCCUCACAGCCCCCCAGAGCAGCGGCGCCUCUCCCUCACAGCCCCCCAGAGCAGCGGCGCCUCUCCCUCACAGCCGCGCACAGCAGGGGUGCCUCUCCCUCACAGCUCCCAGAGCAGCGGCGCCUCUCCCUCACAGCUCCCAGAGCAUCGGCGCCUCUCCCUCACAGCCCCCCAGAGCAGCGGCGCCUCUCCCUCACAGUCGCCCAGAGCAGCGGCGCCUCUCCCUCACAGCCCCCUAGAGCAGCGGCGCCUCUCCCUCACAGCCCCCCAGAGCAGCGGCGCCUCUCCCUCACAGGUCCCCAGAGCAGCGGCGCCUUUCCCUCACAGCCGCGCACAGCAGGGGAGCCUUUCCCUCACAGCCCACGAGAGCAGCGGCGCCUCUCCCUCACAGCCGCGCACAGCAGGGGCGCCUCUCCCUCACAGCCCACGAGAGCAGCGGCGCCUCUCCCUCACAGCCCCCCAGAGCAGCGGCGCCUCCUCCUCACAGCCGCCCAGAGCAGGGGCGCCUCUCCUUCACACCCCCCCAGAGCAGUGGCGCCUCUCCCUCACAGCCCCCCAGAGCAACGGCGCCUCUCCCUCACAGCCCCCCAGAGCAGCGGCGCCUCUCACUCACAGGUCCGCAGAGCAGCGGCGCCUUUCCCUCACAGCCGCGCACAGCAGGGGCGCCUCUCCCUCACAGCCCACAAGAGCAGCGGCGCCUCUCCCUCACAGCCGCGCACAGCAGGGGCGCCUCUCCCUCACAGCCCCCCAGAGCAGCGGCGCCUCUCCCUCACAGGUCCCCAGAGCAGCGGCGCCUUUCCCUCACAGCCGCGCACAGCAGGGGCGCCUCUCCCUCACAGCCCACGAGAGCAGCGACGCCUCUCCCUCACAGCCCCCCAGAGCAGCGGCGCCUCCUCCUCACAGCCGCCCAGAGCAGCGGCGCCUCUCCUUCACACCCCCCCAGACCAGAGCAGUGGCGCCUCUCCCUCAGAGCCCCCCAGAGCAACCGCGCCUCUCCCUCACAGCCCCCCAGAGCAGCGGCGCCUCUCCCUCACAGCCGCCCAGAGCAGCGGCGCCUCUCCCUCACAGCCCCCCAGAGCAGGGGCGCCUCUCCCUCACACCCCCCCAGAGCAGCGGCGCCUCUCCCUCACAGCUCCCCAGAGCAGCGGCGCCUCUCCCUCACAGGCCCCCAGAGCAGGGGCGCCUCUCCCUCACACCCCCCCAGAGCAACGGCGCCUCUCCCUCACAGCCGCGCACAGCAGGGGCGCCUCUCCCUCACAGCCCACGAGAGCAGCGGCGCCUCUCCCUCACAGGUCCCCAGGGCAGCGGCGCCUCUCCCUCACAGCCGCGCACAGCAGGGGCGCCUCUCCCUCACAGCCCCCCAGAGCAGCGGCGCCUCUCCCUCACAGCCCCCCAGAGCAGGGGCGCCUCUCCCUCACAACCCCCCAGAGCAGCGGCGCCUCUCCCUCACAGUCCCCCAGAGCAGCGGCGCCUCCUCCUCACAGCCCCCCAGAGCAGGGGCGCCUCUCCUUCACACCCCCCCAAAGCAGUGGCGCCUCUCCCUCACAGCUCCCCAGAGCAGCGGCGCCUCUCCCUCACAGCCGCCCAGAGCAGCGGCGCCUCUCCCUCACAGGUCCCCAGGGCAGCGGCGCCUCUCCCUCACAGCCGCGCACAGCAGGGGCGCCUCUCCCUCACAGCCCACGAGAGCAGCGGCGCCUCUCCCUCACAGCCGCGCACAGCAGGGGCGCCUCUCCCUCACAGCCCACGAGAGCAGCGGCGCCUCUCCCUCACAGCCCCCCAGAGCAGGGGCGCCUCUCCCUCACAACCCCCCAGAGCAGCGGCGCCUCUCCCUCACAGUCCCCCAGAGCAGCGGCGCCUCCUCCUCACAGCCCCCCAGAGCAGGGGCGCCUCUCCUUCACACCCCCCCAAAGCAGUGGCGCCUCUCCCUCACAGCUCCCCAGAGCAGCGGCGCCUCUCCCUCACAGCCGCCCAGAGCAGCGGCGCCUUUCGCUCACAGCCUCCCAGAGCAGCGGCUCCUCUCCCUCACAGCCCACCAGAGCAGGGGCGCCUCUCCCUCAUAGCCCCCCAGAGCAGCGGCGCCUCUCCCUCACAGCCCCCCAGAGCAGGGGCGCCUCUCCCUCACAACCCCCCAGAGCAGCGAGCAGCGGCGCCUCUCCCUCACAGCCUCCCAGAGCAGCGGCUCCUCUCCCUCACAGGCCACCAGAGCAGGGGCGCCUCUCCCUCACAGCCCCCCAGAGCAGGGGCGCCUCUCCCUCACAGCCCCCCAGAGCAGCGGCGCCUCUCCCUCACAGCCCACCAGAGCAGGGACGCCUCUCCUUCACAGCCCCCCAGAGCAGCGGCGCCCCGCCCUCUCAACAGGGGGAGUGCACCCGCUCUGGAGCAGCGGCGCCUCUCCCUCACAGCCCCCCAGAGCAUCAACAUCAGCAUCAGCAUCAGCAUCAGAAUCAGCAUCAGCAUCAGCAUCAGAAUCAGCAUCAGCAUCCGAAUCCGCACCAGCAUCAGCAUCAGGAUCGGCAUCAGCAUCAGAAUCGGCAUCAGAAUCAGCAUCAGCGCAUCAGCAUCAGCAUCAGCAUCAGCAUCACCAUCAGCAUCAGCAUCAGCAUCAGAAUCAGCAUCAGCAUCAGCAUCAGAAUCAGCAUCAGCAUCAGCAUCAGCAUCACCAUCAGCAUCAGCAUCAGCAUCAGCAUCAGCAUCAACAUCAAUCGGAAUCAGCAUCAGAAUCAGCAUCAGCAUCAGCAUCAGCGUCAGCUUCAGCGUCAGCAUCAGUGUCAGCAUCAGCAUCAGCGUCAGCAUCAGAAUCGGCAUCAGCAUCAAUAUCAGCAUCAGCAUCAGAAUCAACAUCCGAAUCAGCAUCAGCAUCAGAAUCAGCAUCAGAAUCAGCAUCAGAAUCAGCAUCAGAAUCAGCAUCAGCAUCAGCAUCAGAAUCAGCAUCAGAAUCAGCAUCAGCAUCAGCAUCAGCAUCAGCAUCAGCAUCAGCAUCAGCAUCUGCAUCAGCAUCAGCAUCAGCAUCAUCAUCAGCAUCAGCAUCAGCAUCAGCAUCAUCAGCAUCAGCAUCAGCAUCAGCAUCAGCGCAUCAGCAUCAGCAUCAGCGCAUCAGCAUCAGCGCAUCAGCAUCAGCAUCAGCGCAUCAGCAUCAGCAUCAGCGCAUCAGCAUCAGCAUCAGCGCAUCAGCAUCAGCAUCAGCGCAUCAGCAUCAGCAUCAGCAUCAGCGCAUCAGCAUCAGCAUCAGCGCAUCAGCAUCAGCAUCAGCCCCCCAGAGCAGGGGCGCCUCUCCCUCACAGCCUCCCAGUCAGUGAGCUCCACCGAUCUUCAGACGACUAGCGGGAAGAAGGGAGGAAAGGCGUCGUCUUUUUUCGGAGCAUCCGUGGCAGUGCAUGCAAGGUCUAGGUUUCUCUCCGGUGCUGCUGUCUGCAGACGUGUGGCCGUUCGUGAUACGACCAAUGUCGCAAGCUGUCGCUUUAACUUGUCGCGUGCGACUGCUGUGUACUCGACGACAAAUGUUGCGACGGAUGGCGUCGAGAAGGCCUACGAGGUGGCGGACGCGGAGGAGCUCCUCAAGGAGCACGGAGCGUGCGGUGUCGGCCUGAUCGCAUCGCUAAAGAACGAGUCCACGCAUAAGAUUAUCGAGCAGGGUCUGACGGCGCUGGGGUGCAUGGAGCAUCGCGGCGGGUGCAGCGCCGACAACGACUCGGGCGACGGCGCGGGGCUCAUGACGGCCGUGCCUUGGGAUCUCCUCGACAGCUGGCAGCAGGAGAACGGUCGCGGCCCGCUCGACCGCGCCGCGACGGGCGUGGGCAUGGUGUUCCUGCCGAAGAAGGAAAGCGACGCCGAGACCGCCAAGAAACUGGUGGAGGCGGUGAUCAAGGAGGAGGGGCACGGGCUGGAGGUGGUGGGGUGGCGCCAGGUGCCAGUGAACGAGGCCGUGGUGGGCCCCUUCGCGCGCGUCACUCUGCCCGCCAUCCAGCAGCUCGUGCUCUCCGUGCCUGGCCUCGCUCCCGACGACACGGAGCGCGAGCUCUACAUCCUGCGCAAGCUCAUUGAGAAGGCGGUCGCGCGCACCAUCGCAGCAGAGGCAGCAGCCGCGGGGGUGCCAGCCACAGAGCACCCCCUGAACGAUUUGUACUUCUGCUCGCUGUCCAGCAAGACGAUUAUCUACAAGGGGAUGCUGCGCGCGGCGGUGGUGGGGGCGUUUUACGCGGACCUGAAGAACGAGCUGUUCCGCAGCCCGUUUGCGAUCUACCACCGGCGGUUCAGCACCAACACGACGCCCAAGUGGCUGCUGGCGCAGCCCAUGCGGUUCCUGGGUCACAACGGCGAGAUCAACACGCUGCAGGGCAACCUCAACUGGAUGGUGUCGCGUGAGCCCACGCUCACGUCCCCCGUGUGGCGUGGCCGCGAGGCGGAUAUCUUCCCCGUGGUUAACCUCGCUGCGUCUGACUCGGCUAAUCUGGACGGUGUUGCUGAGCUGUUGUUGAACAGUGGCAGGAGGCCAGAGGAGGUGCUGAUGAUGCUCGUGCCUGAGGCCUACCAGAACCACCCCACGCUCUCCGCCAAGUACCCCGAGGUGGUGAGCUUCUACGAGUACUACAAGUCGCAGAUGGAGGCGUGGGAUGGACCCGCCCUGCUCGUCUUCAGCAAUGGGAGGACAGUGGGAGCGUGUCUGGAUCGCAACGGGCUGCGCCCAGCACGGUACUGGAGGACCAACGAUGACAUGCUCUACGUUGCCUCUGAGGUGGGAGUGUUGAACAUGGACGAGGCGAGCAUUGUGAGCAAGGGCCGCCUGGGGCCGGGCAUGAUGAUCUCCGUUGACCUGCACACGGGCGAGGUGCUGUCUAACACGGCCAUCAAGAGGCAGGUGGCGAACGCACACCCCUUUAAGGAGUGGCUCGAUAAGGAGUCGCGGAAGAUUGUCCCCAUGCCGUUCACCGCUGAGCCAGCCCUCUCUCCCGACGAAGUGCUCCGCAGGCAAAAUGCGUACGGGUAUUCGAGUGAGGACGUGGUGAUGGUGAUAGAGAGCAUGGCAGCGCAGGCCAUAGAACCCACCUUCUGCAUGGGCGACGACACGCCCCUCCCCGUGCUGUCUGCGCGCCCCCACCUCCUCUACAACUACUUCAAGCAGCGCUUCGCCCAGGUGACGAACCCGGCCAUCGACCCGUUGAGGGAGGGCCUGGUGAUGUCACUGGAGAUGGCGCUGGGGCGGCGAGACAACAUCCUUGACGUCGGCGCUGAGCAUGCCAACGUGGUGCGACUGACCUCGCCAGUGCUGAACGAGGCGGAGCUGCAGGAGCUGAUGGAAGACAAGCAGCUCGCAGCAGCGCGCCUGCCCAUCUUCUUCGACGUCUCCCAGGGCGUAGAGGGCGCCCUCUCCCGUGGCCUCGACGCCCUCUGUGCUGCUGCUGACGCUGCCGUUGACUCCGGAGCGCAGCUGCUAGUGCUGUCGGACAACGCCGACCAGCUCGACGCCACCCGGCCGGCGAUCCCGGCGUUAUUGGCAAUCGGUGCGGUGCACCAUCAUCUGAUCCGCAGUGGGAAGCGCCUGAAUGCGUCGAUAGUGGUGGAGACGGCGCAGUGCUUCAGCACGCACCACUUUGCGUGCCUGGUGGGGUAUGGCGCCAGUGCUGUUUGUGCGUAUGGGGCACUGGAGACGGUGCGGCAGUGGCGCGCGAGUGAAAAGACGCAGAAGCUCAUGACGUUUGGCAAGCUGCCCACUGUCACCUCGGAGCAGGCGCAGCUCAACUACCGCAAGGCAAUCGAGAAGGGGCUGAUGAAGAUUCUGUCCAAGAUGGGCAUCUCGCUGCUGUCCAGCUACUGUGGGGCGCAGAUCUUUGAGAUCUACGGGCUCGGCGCCCAGGUCGUGGACCGCGCCUUCAAGGGCUCCGUCUCCCGUAUUGGGGGGCUCACCCUGGACGAGCUUGCGAACGAGAGUCUGACGUUCUGGGCCAAGGGGUUUGGCGCGGAGGGCAAGGGGAAGCUGGAGAACAUGGGGUUCCUGCAGGUGAGGCAGGGCGGCGAGUACCACAGUAACAACCCCGAGAUGAGCAAGCUGCUGCACAAGGCCGUGCGCCAGGGGGAACAAACCGCCUACGCCGCCUACCAGGCGCACCUCGCCACGCGCCCCGUCAACGUCCUGCGUGACUUGCUAGAGCUGGAUAGUGCGAGCCGUGCAGCGAUUCCUCUGGAGGAGGUGGAGUCGGCGGCGUCGAUUGCCACGAGAUUUUGCACGGGAGGCAUGUCGCUGGGUGCCAUUUCCAGGGAGUGCCACGAGGUGAUCGCCGUCGCCAUGAACCGGCUGGGCGGGAAGAGCAACUCCGGGGAGGGCGGAGAGGACCCCAUGCGCUGGGUGGAGCUGGAGGAUGUGGAUGCAGACGGGCGCUCGCCCACGUUUCCCCAUCUCAAGGGGUUGAGGAAUGGUGACAAGGCGACGAGUGCGAUCAAGCAGGUGGCGUCGGGGCGGUUUGGAGUGACGCCGACGUUCCUGGCGAAUGCGGAUCAGCUGGAGAUUAAGGUGGCGCAGGGGGCGAAGCCGGGGGAGGGCGGGCAGCUGCCGGGGAAGAAGGUGUCGCCGUACAUUGCGCAGCUCAGGAGCUCCAAGCCGGGCGUGCCGCUCAUCUCACCGCCGCCCCACCAUGACAUCUACUCCAUUGAAGACCUCGCCCAGCUCAUCUUUGACCUCCACCAGGUGAACCCAGCGGCCAAGGUGUCAGUGAAGCUGGUGGCGGAGGCGGGCAUCGGAACAGUGGCGAGCGGCGUGGCCAAGGCGAAUGCGGACAUCAUUCAGAUCUCGGGGCAUGACGGGGGCACGGGCGCCAGCCCCAUCAGCUCCAUCAAGCACGCCGGCGGGCCCUGGGAGAUGGGACUCACUGAGACGCACCAGACGCUGGUGGCCAACGGGCUGAGGGACCGCGUGGUUGUGAGGGUGGACGGGGGCAUCAAGUGCGGCACGGACGUGCUCGUCGCCGCCGCCAUGGGCGCCGAUGAGUUUGGCUUCGGGUCGCUGGCCAUGAUCGCCACAGGGUGCAUCAUGGCGCGCAUCUGCCACACCAACAACUGCCCCGUGGGGGUCGCCUCUCAGAGGGAGGAGCUGAGGGCGCGCUUCCCAGGGGUGCCAUCAGACCUGGUCAACUACUUUGUCUUCGUUGCAGAGGAGGUGCGGGUUGGGCUGGCGUCGCUGGGCAUGAGGAGUUUGGACGAGCUGGUGGGGCGAGUGGACGCACUCAAGGCCAGGGACGUGUUACUCACUAAGACCAACUCCAUCGACCUCUCCUACCUCCUCACUUACCCCGGGGUGUCAUCAGCGAGCAGCAGUGAGCGCAUGGCACAGGAGGUGCACUCCAAUGGACCCAUGUUGGACGACGCGCUCCUCGCCAACCCCACCGUGAUGGCGGCCAUAGAGCAGAACAAGGUGGUGCAGCUCGCCACGCCCAUCGUCAACACGGACCGCUCCACGUGUGGCCGUGUGGCGGGUGCCAUUGCCAAGCGCCAUGGGGACUCGGGCUUCACAGGCGCCGUCAAGAUCACGUUCAAGGGCAGCGCAGGGCAGUCGUUUGGGUGCUUCCUGGCCGGCGGCAUGAACGUUCGGCUCAUUGGGGAGGCCAACGACUAUGUGGGCAAGGGCAUGGCAGGGGGGCAGAUUGUGGUGGUGCCAUCCAAGGCAGCGACCUUCAAGGCCGAGACAGCCACCAUCAUCGGCAACACGUGCCUCUACGGUGCCACGGGCGGGCGGCUGUUUGUGCGCGGGUGUGCGGGGGAGCGCUUUGCGGUGCGCAACUCCAACGCGCAGGCCGUGCUGGAGGGCGCGGGCGACCACUGCUGCGAGUACAUGACUGGCGGCGUUGUCGUGGCGCUUGGCAAGGUGGGGCGCAACGUGGCAGCAGGCAUGACGGGAGGCAUCGGCUACUUCCUUGAUGAGGACGACACCUUCUCCCCCAAGGUGAACCGGGAGAUUGUGGCGAUGCAGAGAGUGGUGUCUCCAGGGGGCCAGGAGCAGCUCAAGUCACUCAUCCAGGACCAUGCGGAUCUGACGGGCAGUGCCAAGGCGAUUGCCAUCCUGGUGGAGUGGGACAAGUUCCUGCCGCUCUUCUGGCAGCUCGUGCCGCCCAGCGAAGCCAACUCGCCAGAAGCCAAGGCGCCUGCUGCUGAGGAGCCUAACCAGUUCGUGCCGGGCCAUCUCGUGGCGCUGCUGCAGAUGGUCGUCCGUGCUGACGUGGACCUCGCGAUCCGCCAGGUGGCGGCCAUUCACUUCAAGAACACCGUGUCGCGCAACUGGAGAACCAAAUCCGACGCUACCGAGGCCGCCGCUGCAGGCUCGCCGCUGUUCUCUGAAGGUGACGUGGCGGCGGUGCGGGACAACCUCGUUGAGGCCGUCAUCUGCUGCCCGCCGCUCAUCAGGUCGCAGCUGAUCGAGGUGCUCAAGGCGGUGGUGCAGAGCGACUAUCCGGAGCGCAUGCCGGCGCUGCUGCAGCAGGCACUCGCCAACCUGCACAGCCCCGACCAGCCGCGCGUCUACGGCGCGCUCGUCGUCGUGCGCGUGCUUGCGCGCAAAUACGAGUUCAAGGACGAGGAGGACCGCGUGCCAGUGCACGAGGUGGUAACCAGCACGUUUCCGCAGCUGCUGGUGAUUCUGCAGCAGCUGCUGGCUGUGCCCAACCCGUCCCUCGAGAUUGCCGAGUACAUCAAGCUCGUGCUCAAGAUCUUCUGGUCCGCCUGCUACUUGAAGGUACCGGAGAUGGUGCGACAGGAGGCGGUGUUCCUGGCGUGGAUGGAGUGCUUCCACGCGCUGCUUGAGCGACCUGUGCCCACGGAGGGGCAGCCGACGGACCCCGAGCAGCGCAAGCAGUGGGCGUGGUGGAAGGUGAAGAAGUGGCUGCUGCACAUCAUCAACCGCAUGUUCCACAGGUUUGGCAAUCCCAAGUACGCCAAGGGCGACGACAAGGCGUUCGCCACCAUGUUUGCGGACAAGUGUGCUGGGCGGCUGCUGAACUCGUACCUGCACCUGCUGGCACCCGUGCGCACCGACCCCAACAGCCUGCCCGACCGCAUCACCAACCUCGCCAUGCAAUACGUCACCUACAGUCUAUCAAAGAAGGCGCUGUACGAGUCACUGAAGCCGCACCUGCAGGUGCUGCAGUUCGAGGUGGCGUUCCCGCUGCUGUGCUUCAACGACCAGGACGCGCUGCUCUGGGCUGAUAACCCCCUCGAAUACGUCCGCAAGGGCUAUGACAUCAUAGAGGACAUGUACAGUGCGCGCACGGCAGCACUCAACUUCCUGGCGGAGCUGGUGACGAAGCGCAGCAAGGACACGCUGGACCCCUUCAUCGCUGCUCUCGUCCUCAUCCUCAACCGGUACAACGAGGCGGCAGUGGAUCAGAAGGCGGUGCAGGCGAGGCAGAAGGACGGGGCGCUGCUGGCGAUAGGAGCGCUGCAUGAGAAGCUGCAGGGCACGGCGCGGUACAAGGCGCAGCUGGAGCACAUGCUGCUCACCCACGUCUUCCCCGAAUUGACCAGCCCCUUCGCCUUCCUCCGCGCCAAGGCGGCGUGGGUGGCGGGGCAGUACGCGGACAUCCCUUUCAGCAACCCGGCUCACUUCGGGGGGGCACUGCAGGCGGUGGUGGGGCUGCUGCGCGACCCUGAGCUGCCCGUGCGCGUGGACGCCGUCGUUGCCCUGCGCUCAUUCGUGGACGCUUGUGAUGACCUGGACCAGCUGCGCCCCAUUAUUCCCAACCUGCUUGAUGACUUUUUCAAGCUGAUGCACGAGGUGGAGAACGAGGACCUGGUGUUCACAUUGGAGGUCAUCGUGGAGAAGUUUGGCGAGGAGAUGUCGCCCUUCGCCGUCGGCCUCAUCCACAACCUCGCUGCAGCCUUCUGGAAGUGUGUGCGGUCAUCAGAGGCAGCAGAGGGCGGGGAGAGCGAGGAGGCGGUGGAUGACAUGAGCGCGCUGGCAGCAGCGGGGUGUCUGCGCGCCAUGGGCACGGUGCUCGAGUCCAUCUCCUCCCUGCCCCACCUCUUCCCACAGCUCGAGCCCACGCUGCUGCCCAUCCUGCACAAGAUGCUCACCUCUGACGGCCAAGACCUGUACGAGGAGGUGUUGGAGAUCGCCACAUACAUGACGUACUACAGCCCCACCAUCUCGCCCGCCCUCUGGUCCAUCUGGCCGCUCAUCCUCUCCUCCCUCAAUGAAUUCGCCAUCGACUUCUUCGAAUACGCGCUGGACCCAUUGGACAACUUCAUCUCGCGCGGCACGGAGCACUUCCUCACGUGCCCGGACCCCAACUACCCUGACUCGCUCUGGAAGCUGCUCUCCAAGUUGUUGAGCGACGACGACAUUAGCGACCGUGACUUGGUACCAGCACCGAAGCUGAUGGAGGUGGUGCUGCUCAAUUGCCGGGGGCGUGUGGACGCGUGGCUGCCGCUCUACCUGCAGCUGGCCCUCACUCGCCUCAACAAGGCCUCCCUGCGCCACCUCAAGGACCUCCUCAUGCAGGUGGUGGCGAACGGGCUGUACUACAACGCGCAGCUCACGCUGCAAGCGCUGGAGGGCAUGGGGGCGACGGCAGGCGUGUUCCAGACGUGGCUCACCAUGCUGCAGGCGAAGAGCCAGACCACCAGCAAGCGCCUCCACUUCAAGAGGCAGCACGACAAGAAGGUGUGCAUUCUGGGGCUCGUGUCGCUGCUGUCACUGCCCACGGCUGCGCUGCCAGCAUCGGUGGCACCGCUGCAGGGCGAAUUCGCCAAGGCCGUGCUGCAGCUGCUGGUGGCGUUCAAAGAGCAGCAGGAGGCGGCGGAGUUGGAAUCAGAGGACGAGGAUGAGGACGAGGAGGGCGAGGAUAUGGGCGAUGGGGGGGAGGAGGAUGAGGAGGAGGAGGAAGAGGAGGAGGAAGAGGAGGAGUCGUCAGAGCUGAAGAAGGCCAUCAAGAAGGCGCACAAGAUGUUGGAUGGGGACGACGAGGAGGACGAGGACGAUGAGGGCUUCUGGUCGGACGAGGAUGAGAUGCUCACACCCAUUGAUGACGUCGACCCCUUCAUCCACUUCUCCGACAUCAUGGCUGGAGUGCAAGCAUCGGACCCGGAGCGGUUCAGCAGUCUGAUGGGCUCUUUGGACUUCGCCCACCAGGCCAUGGCGCACACAGUGGCGCAGGUGGCGCAGCAGCAGCGCGACAACAAGGCCAAGGAGGCUGCAGAGAAGGCCGCAGCGGGCGCUGCUGCCACAUAG